CACGGAGGCACCAGACCCCACUCAAUGGGGUCUCCAGUCUCUGGGAAAGCUGUGCCUGCCUGACACUGACACUCACAUCAUUUCUACCAUCUCCCAAGUGCACCCCUCCCAAUCCAGCCCCAGGAUGGCACUGCCUCCCAGCCCCCUGGCUAUGGAAUAUGUCAAUGACUUUGACUUGAUGAAGUUUGAGGUAAAGCGGGAACCCUUUGAGGGGCGAUCUGGCCCCCAAACAGCCUCACUGGGCUCCACACCCUACAGCUCAGUGCCUCCUUCACCCACCUUCAGUGAGCCAGGCAUGGUGGGGCCUACGGAGGGCCCGAGGCCAGGCCUGGAGGAGCUGUACUGGCUGGCCACGUUGCAGCAGCAGCUGGGAGCUGGGGAGGCACUGGGGCUGAGUCCUGAGGAGGCCCUGGAGCUGCUGCAGGGUCAAGGUCCAGUCCCUAUGGAGGGGCCCCACAGCUACUACCCAGGGAGCCCAGAGGAGACAGGGGCCCAACAUGCCCAGCUGGCGGAGCGGUUUUCCGACGCGGCGCUGGUGUCGAUGUCUGUGCGGGAGCUCAACCGGCAGCUGCGGGGCUGCGGGCGCGAUGAGGCCCUGCGGCUGAAGCAGAGGCGCCGCACGCUGAAGAACCGCGGUUACGCGCAGGCCUGUCGCUCCAAGCGGCUGCAGCAGCGGCGCGGGCUAGAGGCCGAGCGCGCCCGCUUGGCCGCCCAGCUGGACGCGCUGCGGGCCGAGGUGGCCCGCCUGGCCAGGGAGCGUGACCUCUAUAAGGCUCGCUGUGACCGGCUGACCUCGAGCGGCUCUGGGGCCGGGGACCACGCCCACUUCUUCCUCUGAGCGGCUAGGGGCCUCGGAGUGGUGUCGUAGGAAGGUGGGGGGCACCACUCAGGAGGCCACUGUCCGUUCACUAGAUGGUUACUGAGCGCCUUCUGGCGCCAGACACUCCGUGGUGUGACUAUACAUAAAUAUCCCCGAACUUCCUGGCCCCUCAGGGCAUGCUCCGAGGUUAGAUGCUGGUCAUUUUCUGGGAGAGAAGUCUAAUCACGCAGGCAGCCCAGAGCACCCUCCACCUCCCGUUCCACCCCCACGUGACCAGGACGCUGAGAUCUCGAGGAGCCAGUGCAGGGCACUGUGUGUGAGGGGGAGGGUGGGGAGGCGUGGUUGAUAGCUGGGUGACAGUGAAUGGGAGGCGAGGGAGUGGUGUGACUCCCCCUCAGUUUAGAUUUUAAUUCAAGGUUUUCAACCUGUAGUGCAUUAAGGUGGUAAUUAGCAAUGAAGCCAUGUUUUCAUUCCGAGGCUUGUAAACUCCCCAUUUUAGGAUGACUGCAUUUUCAAGAUUUCAGUUACCAACAGCAAGACAAGACUAAGAACUCUAUCCAAGAAGCUUUCUUCCUACCCAGCCCCGUGGCCUCCAGGGCCCAGAGCAGCAAACGCCUGAGGAGCACUGGGAGUGGUUGGUGUGGGCUGGGAGAGACCUCUGGGCAGGAGUCUGGGGACCUGGGUGCCAGUCCCAGCUCUGCCAUGGGAUACCUCUAUCACCUUGAGAAAACCACUUGCUUCCCUGGUUUUUGUUACCUCCCCCAAUCCUGGGCUGGAUGACUUCUGACACCUUUACAGUUUUGGCAUCUCCUUGGUGUGGGGUCCCAAGAGUCUCCCCAAGAAGCCCCCAGGACAACCUCACCAAAGGGACUUCCUUUCCUGCUCCUGCUUCCUGUUUGCAGCCUGGUCAGUGGAGGAGCCCACACACCGGUCCUCUGUUGCUCCCUCCAGGCUGCCUUGGCCUCCAGACCUGUGUAGGGUACCCUUGCUACCUCCUGCCUUGCUGAGGGCUGAGGUGAGAUUUUACUCAGUAUGACAAGAUGCUGAAAGAAUGAGAUUUUUGUGAAUUAAACUUGAAGUUCAGGCAGAACUUUA
Molecule: messenger RNA, 1915 nt
Organism: Lutra lutra (Eurasian river otter)
Lineage: Eukaryota; Metazoa; Chordata; Mammalia; Carnivora; Mustelidae
Gene: NRL
Product: neural retina leucine zipper
Exons: 3
Coding region: 125-838 (237 amino acids)
Biological process (GO): regulation of transcription by RNA polymerase II
Cellular component (GO): nucleus
Molecular function (GO): RNA polymerase II cis-regulatory region sequence-specific DNA binding; DNA-binding transcription factor activity, RNA polymerase II-specific
Source: RefSeq, a predicted model, not a curated record